Homo sapiens (human) is the source of this 2328-nucleotide messenger RNA. Its product is annotated as basic proline-rich protein-like. Bases 1 to 1089 code for a protein of 362 amino acids. The record is from RefSeq and is a predicted model, not a curated record. Lineage: Eukaryota; Metazoa; Chordata; Mammalia; Primates; Hominidae. The transcript has 3 exons.
AUGGAGCGGACGGGAGGAAGGAGCCCUGACGCCGCGGACCCCACGCCUGCCGGCCAGGCAGCGCGGGGACCCGGCCGGGGUGGGGCUAGGGCGGUGCGCCCCGGAGCCUCCAACCUGGACCCCACCCCGGAGGCGCCGCGACCGCGCUCCCGCCGCCUCCAGGAAGGUGCCCGGAUCGCGCCGGCGACCGGAGGACUCUGCGCCCCGCCGCCUCCCACCCUGUCCCGCCCCGCGCCUGUCGGCGACCCCGCGGGGCCGGUCCCCGUCUCCACCUGCAGUCCGGGGCGCGGCGCCCUUGAGGGAAGCGGGGCUCUGGGAUCCCCCGGCCUGGGCGUGGGACACCCCACGGUCCGCACGAACCUUGGUGGCCCGGGCCCCUGCUCCCCCAGAACAGCGCCCAGGUCUCGGAGAAACCCCCCGAAGCCGUGGGCCCAGACGCUCCCGGGGGACCUCGGUGGGACGGGCAGGGCGGGCGCCGCGGGCGAGGGGACGCGCACUGUCCCCGGGCGAACCAGAAACACCCCACACCGGGCACCUCCCCAGGAAUCGCCCACCCACCCCCAUUGUUCUCCACCAGGUUUCACCUUACCACCCUCCCCCCAGGCAUCUCCCCCGUUGCAUCGCCCCCACGCGGGCAUCGCUCCCACCCGGGCAUCUCGGCUCUGUCCUGCCCUGGGGUGGCCGCAGCCCGCGGGGAGGAAGCGCGGCGAGGCGCCCACACCGGGAAAGUGUCUCCGUGACUCUGCGAGGUUACACUCCGGGUGCGUCGCUGCGGGCUCGUGGGCUCGUGGGCUGCAGCCCCCCGCUCCUGUCGGGUGGACGAGCCCCGGGCCCGCGUGGAGCUGCUCGGUCAAGGCCGGCCCGGGAGGGGCGCGGCGCAGGGCGGGCAGGGGCGGGGUCCUAGGUCAACGUCCAGCCCCAGACCCAGCCCCGCCGCCGGAUCCACCGUGCCUCUGUUUCCCCAUUCCUGAGAAAUCGGAACGCCGGCGGCACCCCCUUCUCCGGGCCGGAGCCUGCGCCCUCCGGAUUGCGCGCCUCUGUCCAGGCGGCGGCCGGGGGUGGGAGCGCGCAGCGGGCCAACUUCCCUAAAGGGAACUGUCGGGAGGGCGCCCAGAAGGGAAAGACCAGGAAGCGCUGGGUGCUGAGCUGGAGUCUGGCCCCUUCCUGGGGGACCGGGGAGGGGGCUGAAGGACAAGAGCAAAAAUCACCCCCUGCAGAACCUAGGAGCUACGUGCAGAACUUUACAGAGUUGAGGCAGCGCCGUAGCUGAGGCCUGACUGCUAACCAGGGAGUGGAGCUCUGAGUGCACUCAAGGAACGCAAGGAAGCCAGGCAGGGAGGAAGGGGCCGGCGGAGUCUAACUUCAGCUGCCAUCUUUUUUGGUGGCACAUCUCGUGGUCACAGGUUGUAGGCUGUGUUUCUGGAAGGUUCAGGUACAGCGCAAGAUUCCACUUGUCUACUUGGCUAUCUCUGUGCCUGAGGUGCCAUGAGGCCAACGGACGUCACUCAAAUUCAUGUCCAGCCAAACUCCCACAGCAAAGAAUCCCGAACCGAGGAUGAAGUUCCUCUAGAAAGCAUUCCUAUCUGUGGCAAAGCUGCAGACACCCCGAAACCCAUCUCCCACCUCGUCUGGAAUUUCAGGAGCUUCGUUUGCUGAGCCAGUGCACUCAUGGCAACCCUGCAGGAAGCCAUGUGGCACCUCUGGGCUUUGCACCGUGUGUGUUCUCUUCUCUAAACUGCUGUUUUUGCUUAGCAAAGAGCCUCGCCUGCCACUGAUGAUGGCAGUGUGGGGUCAUUUUGAAUGGCUGCCUGACACUGCAUGGCACAUUCACGUACACAGUCCUGUGGGAUCGUGACAUAAUAAGAAAUAGAUAUUUCAUCUCUGCCCCUGGUUCCUGACACAGAGCUCCUAAAACCAUUGAAAUUUCCUGGAUAAUAGGAGCUUCUUCUGUUCCAAUGGGGUGACUCUUGGUGGGCUCCUGGAUGGGGGCUGGUCACUAGCGAGACCACACCAUGAUGAGAAACCUGGAGCUUCAGCCCUACCCCCACCUCUGAGCAGGGGAGACGGGCUAGCUAGAGGCGCGGUUCCUAAUGCGCCAUAUGCCUACAUGAAGACGUCUCCGUAAAAGUCCCUCAGCAGUGGGGGUUUGGAGAGCUCCCAGGUUGGUGAACACAUCUCUUUGUGGGGGGCGUGGAGCACCCCAGCUCCCCAGGGCUGGCAGCUCCUGUGCUGAGAACGCUUCUGGACUUCGCCUUACGCACCCUUCAUCUGACUCCUCAUCCCUAUCCUUUAUCGUAUCUUUUAUAAUAAACAUGUUUCUCGCCAGGC